Molecule: messenger RNA, 3935 nt
Organism: Megalops cyprinoides (Indo-Pacific tarpon)
Lineage: Eukaryota; Metazoa; Chordata; Actinopteri; Elopiformes; Megalopidae
Product: stonin-1
Exons: 4
Coding region: 278-2440 (720 amino acids)
Biological process (GO): regulation of endocytosis; clathrin-dependent endocytosis; synaptic vesicle endocytosis
Cellular component (GO): synaptic vesicle; AP-2 adaptor complex
Molecular function (GO): clathrin-cargo adaptor activity
Source: RefSeq, a predicted model, not a curated record
UGCUGAGGCAGGACCUUUCCAUUAGCUGGGCUGAGAGGAGAGAGGAGAGGAGAGGAGGGAGCGAUUCCGCCACCGCUGCUCUCUCUGCCAUUUUGUGCAAACCCUGGCAGCUUUCGAGCAGGGAAAUCGGGACUUAGAAAACGGACAGCCGUGUCAACAAUGAGCUGAUGUUGCUCUCUUUCCAGCAUUGACGCAGUGUAACCCCCUGUGGUGGAUGCAAGCGGACCAAAAGUGAGCGGGUACCGCAGGCAGACCCGGACAGAGGCCCAGUACAAACAUGUGUUCCAUGAACCAUCCAAACUGGGUGACUUUUGAGGAUGAGGGCACGCCUCUGUCAUCCCCUCAGAAGCCCCUGCAGUCCCCAGCUGCCAGCACCGGGUCAGUUCCCAGGCCCAAUGGCUUAAAGCUGAUGCUUCCCACUGUGGGAGACCCCUCCUGGAGCUUCUCCAGUCCCCUGGACUCACCCCAAAUACAUUUCAGCUUUAACGGGAGCUCCUGUGUGCCCAGCAACACCCCUCUCUGCACACCAGUGAGGGAGACUCCCAUCAGCCCCUCUCCCUUUCACUGUGGGCCCCAGGGACGCCACAACUUCUUCAACAGCUUCUCCAGCUCGUCCACCGCCACCCUGCCAUCCCCCGCUCCCGAGCAGCCCUCCCUGGAGGAUUCCAGCCUGUUCCCGGCCUUCCGGGACGACCCGGGCCAUUUCAACCCCUUCUGGAGUGAGUCCGGGCGCGCGGAGUCCGGGGGCUCGUCCUCGGACUCGGACUCGGGCUCUAGCUUGCCCCGCUUCUUCAUCCGGACCAAGGAUGGCUACGAGCCACCCCGCGACCCCAUCCACAGUUCUUACUCCUAUAUCUGCCACAAGCUGGAACGCCUGCGCGCUGAGGACGAGGAGGAGGACGGCAGGGGAGGAGGAGGAGGAGAAGGAGGGGAAGAGGAGGGCGGGGACGGGGAGGGGAUGGCACCCCACGUGGGCGGGAUGAGGGAUGUGGAGACGAGGGGCCGCCCCCCCUUCAUCCCCCAGGGCCUGUUCCGCAGCCAGAGGCGGGACGGCUGGCCCCUGAUGCUGCGCAUCCCCGAGAAGAAGAACCGCAUGUCCUCCCGCCAGUGGGGGCCCAUCUACCUGCGCCUGCUGCCCGGCGGUGUGCUGCAGAUGUACUACGAGAAAGGCCUGGAGAAGCCCUUCAAGGAGUUCCAGCUCCACCCGCACUGCCGCCUCUCCGCCCCCAAGCUGGAGAGCUACAGCGAGUCCCGCAAGAUCCACACGGUGAAGGUGGAGCUCGUGUCCUACGUCGAGCGCAAGCGCUACCACCCCAAGCCGGAGGUGACGCACGAGACGGAGGUGGAGCAGCUGCUGAAGCUGGGCACCACCGAGCGCGGCGACAUGGAGGACCUGGUGGCGUCUGUGGAGGAGGAGUUGAUGAUGCUGCCGGCACCCGCCGGGCAGCGGCGGCACUACGAGGAGCAGGAGCUGUCGCUGGCCAUCGUUGACCACCUCUGGGUGCGGCUGGACAAGGAGGGGGCCCUGCUGGAGAGGGCGGCCGUCACCCACAUCUACUGCCUGGCCUUCCUCAACGGGGCGGGCGAGUGCUUCCUGGCGCUCAACGAUGUGCAGCUGUGCCGCCGGGACCCGGUCUACGGCUCGGAGGAGGAGGAAGGCGAGGAGGCCUGGAUGGAGAUCGCCGACUGCCACUUCCACAGGUGCGUCAACGAGGGCGAGUUCCAGCGGUCCAGGCUGGUGAAGUUCGCCCCGCCAAGCGCCUGCAGGGUGGAGCUCAUGAGGUACAAGACCGUGUCCGUCGGCUCUGGAGAGCUGCCCUUCUCGCUGAAGGCUGUGGUCACUGUGCAGGGCGCCUACGUGGAGCUCCAGGCGUUCCUCAACAUGUCCUCCUCCUUCCUCGCCUCAGCGGGGACGUCGGAGCCUCCGCUCUCCUGCGAGAACGUUCUGAUCCAGGUGCCGGUCCCAGAGGACUGGGUCAAGGUGUCGCGCACGGUGGCCCUGCUGCGGCAGAAGUCCCUGAAGGCCCGGAUGAACCGGAACGCCUGCCUGGGGUCUGUCAGCGCUGCAGAGUCCCAGCCUGUCAUGCAAGUGUCUGCCGGCACCGUCAAAUACGAGAACGUCUACGGUGCCAUUGUGUGGAGGAUUGACAGACUACCUGCUAAGAACACAGCUGUGGACCACCCCCACUCCUUCUCGUGCAAACUGGAGCUGGGCUCGGACCAGGAGGUGCCCACCCACUGGUACCCCUUUGUAACCAUUGAGUUUGAAGUGGCAGAGGCAGUGGUGUCCAGGACAAAGGUGAAGUCUCUGGGUACAGAGAGCGAUAUCCAGCCACAGAAGCACUUGAGCAGCAAGGCACACUACCACUGCCAGGUGGAGAUCGAGAAGAAGUGUAUCGAGGUGGAGUCGCGGAGGCAAUCGGACUGUACGACACAAUGAUGUUCCAUGAAUUCGGGCGAGGAGGGGUCUCAACAGAAGAAAAUACAUCUCUGAUUCCCCAUCUCCUCCUGAAAUAAAGCGAGCGUCACAAAAAAUGAACUUGAAAGGGACAAAAAAAAAUGCGCUGGUCCAUACUGACAGCAUACCGAAGGCCUCUUGUACUUUUCCAUAGUGUAUUAUUUAAUCAUCAACACAUAUACAUUCCAUUAUAUUCCCAUUCUGUUGCUGUUUGUCAUAGUGUGGAUCAGCUGCUAAAAAAGGACCUGUUCUUUUUUCUUCUGGUGGCACAUUAGCUGAAGAGAAUGGAGAAGUUUAACACGAUAGUUUUAACGAUAUCAUUACUUUGCACAUCUGAUUACUCCUUGCCAUGACUAUUGAGUGUAAAUUCGAGACAAGUCAUACACUCCACCUUUUUGAUAGAAAAUUCUCUAAUGGUGUUUCACUGUAUUAGAGGGGAAACUAAAACAAAUGUAUCAUAGAUGCAUAGUGUAAUAUAGCUGCAGAAGGUUACCUAUAAAUCUUUGAUGGUGGGUUGUUAGCUAUUUUUUGAAACCCACUAGAGAAACUACCAAAUCGGCUGCCCUUCUUGCCUCUUACCGAGUGAACGUGAUACACUUUUUGCCGCACAAACAUUCAUUAUGUGAAUUUAGCGAUCUUUACCUUACAGUUUUCAUUACAGUAUCAUUUACGAUUUUCGGUUUUCACGGGACGGUCGUGUAAGAGCAUACAAAACAGUUUGCUCGUGAAGCCUACAUUAUGGUCGAAUUCUUUGAGGUGAUCGCAAAUUUUACAGCAGCGUCAUGGAAUGUAUUUAGAUACUUGAACACAAGGUAUGCGUAAUUUGAUACUAAGUUUCUGUGAGAUCGCGAUCAGUACGAAAAACGUCCAUAAAACGGGUCUCUACCUUUACGAAUGAGGAAGUGACGAUUGCCGCAAAAUCACCUGCACUUUCUUUUGAUAAGCAAAUAGCUAAUAACUAAUGCCCUUCAGCUGUACUUGAUGAACUUAGCCUACAAAGUUAAAGCAAGAAGGCUUCCAGAAACCCGUUUGGAUAAAGUAGCUAGAAAAUACUGAUCUUUCUUUUUUUUUUUGUAAGAGUGGAGUAAUAAUUGCACAUUAAUGACCGUUUAGAGCAGUAUAUUUAUAUGCCAUAACCACGGGAUACUGCGACAACGCCAAGAUGUCACUGUACGCAUGCGUUGCUAUUUCUGUCUUUCAGAUUCUGCAUAGAUUUAGCUAAACAUUGCGUGAAAGAUUUAGAUUCAGGAUUACUAGGAUUACUGAUCUGCAAAAGUGAUAACACGGUGUGCGUAACCUGAUACAAAUAAACCCAUGAACAGCAAACUCCCAACUUUGUAUUGAGUUUGUAUGCUUUAAAGAAAAAAUGUUGGAUCUUUUUUCGGUUGGUAUAGGGCAGGCUAAUCUGUUUAGUAUAAGGGAUACAUUGUUCAAGUGCAUUAUUAUUAUUAUUAUUAUUAUUAUUAUUAUGUCAUGA